Messenger RNA from Orcinus orca (killer whale), 864 nucleotides. RefSeq names its product protein CEBPZOS-like. The record is from RefSeq and is a predicted model, not a curated record. The coding region runs from base 492 to 734 and encodes 80 amino acids. NCBI's taxonomy places the organism in Eukaryota, Metazoa, Chordata, Mammalia, Artiodactyla, Delphinidae. The transcript has a single exon.
UUAUGCGUGAUGCCACUAGGAACACUCAUGUGCAAGUUUUUAUGUGGGUGUAUGUCUUCAAACCUCUUGAGUAUAUACCUAGGAGUGGAACUGCAGGAUCGUAUUGCACUACUGUUGAUCAUCCACUUUCCUUCCCAAAAUCCCAGACAACAGAAUCACACAAAUCACUGUAUCUAACAUUCCCCAAAUAAACCAAACCCUCUUAAUUCCACCAGAACUGGAGAAAGUCCUCCUACCUGAAGCUAUUCCUUCUGCUCAGUCUUGUCUGGCAAACACCAAUUUGUUCUUCAAGGUCAAGGUCACCUCCUUCAUGGAACAUUACCCAAACCAUUCUUCCACCUCUGAAAAGAACUGUCAAUUCCCCCAUGAUGCUCCCAUAUCCAUCAUUUACUAUGGACUCCUCUAUAGGCUUAACCGUGGCAUCCUCCCCACACCCUAUUCUUUUCAUGUAAACAGUUGGUCCCAGCAGCCCCGCGAGUACGUGCCUCAGGAUGGCCUGUACUCUGGAUCCACUGGCAAAGAAGAUGUUUAAAGGAGUUUUACUAGCUGAACUUGUGGGCAUUUUUGGAGCAUAUUUUUUGUUUAAAAAGAUGAACACAAGCCAAGGUUUCAGGCAAACAAUGAGCAAGAAAUUCCCCUUCAUCUUGGAAGUUCAUUACAAAUCCACCGAACACUCUGGAAUGUACAGAAUCAGAGAGCAAGAUCCAGAAAAGUGGCUGAACGGCAAAAAUUAGGAAUUUGCCCAUUGAUCAAGGUUUGCCCUAUUUCAUAGUAUCAGGCAAGACUAAAAUUCCAAAGUUGACAUGGAUGGAUUUUAGAAUAUUUAAGGUUAAAUGUAAAUCCUCAUUAAGUCAGAGGUUUUAU